AUGAUGGUCCUUGAUGGACUUGUAGUCAAUACUUUAUCUCUUUACUUUGGCCGCCGCAUGUCCUCGUACUCUUUAUACGACAUCCGACAGAAGACCCGAAAGCUCCAGAACGGUACGUUUGGCAAUUCCGUCAGCACACUAACCACAGCCUUUUCCGGCUACUCCAACCUCGAAAUACUGAUCCGGGAGGCCACCAACACGGAUCCCUGGGGCCCCACUUCCAAACAGAAAAAACAGCUUUGCUCGUGGAUCCUCAACUACGCCAAUCCCGAGUAUGUUUCCGACCACAUUGCGGGCUCCCAGACGGUCGAGUCUGGCCAGAGCAUCUCCAAGAAAGCCAUCGAUUUUAUAGUCCACCGGAUCCAGGAGUACUCCGGACUGGGCCGGUCGUCGCAGAGCAUCUUCGACUCGCUCAAGAAGUCGCUUGUCACGCGCGGGUACGAAUUUGUCAUUGUUUCCAAGUGUCUGCAGCUGCUAGAGCACCUUUUGCUGUACUGCUACCAGGAGGAUGACGGUGCCAGGGUUUUCGACAUUGUCGACGAUGUUCGCAUAGACCUCGACCCUGUGGUGCAACUGGAGCACUACCAGGUGACGCUCAGCUACGAUGGGCUGAAUUUGAACCACGAGAAGCAGAUCAAGGAGAUGGCGCGGCACGUGGUGGAGCUGGCCACGGACGAGGCGAAAUUGGCUGCUGAGCGCGAGAAGUUCCAGCCCAGGAGGAAAUCGCGGCAGAACUCGGGCACGCUGUUCUACGACGAGGACCAGUUCGACGUGAGCCGCUCGGAUGCGCUGCGGCUCGAGGAGGACCAGGACCCGUUUGCCAGGUCGCGGAUUUCGACGCUGUCCAGCAACGUUGCGCGGUACCUGCCGGGGUCGCCGGGCCACCGCAAGUCUCGGUCGUCGGGGGGAAUUAGUCUGGCGUCGCAGAACUACACGCAUUCCAGCUACCACGACGAUUUCAACGAAUCUAACGAGAAUAACGAGAAUAACGAUAAUAGCGAGAAUAGCGAUGUUCCGCGCGAAAUGAGACAGGAACACACCCGGGACGAGCACCCGGACGCGAGCCAGAACCUCCUGAUCGACUUAAAUAGCUGA
This is a messenger RNA of Ogataea angusta, 1095 nucleotides long. RefSeq lists its product as uncharacterized. NCBI's taxonomy places the organism in Eukaryota, Fungi, Ascomycota, Pichiomycetes, Pichiales, Pichiaceae. The coding region runs from base 1 to 1095 and encodes 364 amino acids. The record is from RefSeq and is a predicted model, not a curated record. The transcript is spliced from 2 exons.